UCAUCGAUUAGCUUUGGCAAAUUUGCCAAAAUUUCGACGAUCGCCCGAAAAAUCCAAGAAUGUCAAAAUUCAUCAAUAAUGUAAUUUUUUAUCGUUAUAACAACGAUGAUGCAAUUCUAUAAAUAAAAUAAAAAUGAGGAGCUUAUGAAAGAGAGUGAUAAAAGAUAUAUCCCAUUCACUCUCUUUCCCACAGUUUUAAGUUAAUUCUCGUUCAUUGACGAUUCUGUCGACGAUGAUGAAAACGAGGGAUCUCUUCUCUUUUUACAGAUUAAACGAAAAUGGCGGUGUUCGGCUUGGUCUCGGCGGUCGCCGGGUUCGUCAAGGUGCGAUAUCUGAUCGACAAGGCCAUUAUCGACAACAUGGUCUUCAGAAUGCAUUACAGGAUCACGUCGGCCAUUCUAUUUCUUUGCUGCAUCAUCGUUACUGCCAAUAACUUGAUAGGCGAUCCCAUCAACUGCCUGACGGACAAUAACCAUGGCCAUGUGAUCAACACGUAUUGCUGGAUCACGUACACGUUCACGCUGCCGGCGAACAACGCGAAGCCCGUGGGUACCCACGUGGCCCAUCCGGGUCUGGGUGUUAAUGACGGGGAGAAGAGGUACCACGCGUACUACCAGUGGGUGCCGUUCAUGCUGUUCCUACAGGGCGUGCUCUUCUACAUACCGCAUUGGAUGUGGAAACAGUGGGAGGAGGGUAAAAUCAGGAUGAUAUCCGAGGGCAUGAGGGGCGCCAUGAUCGAGACCAAACAGGAGCGACAGGCUAAAACUGAAAGAGUCGUCCAAUAUCUUCAGGAGACCAUGCACCUGCACAACAGCUACGCCGCCGGAUAUUUCUUUUGCGAGGUCCUCAACUUUGUCAACACUGUCGGCAACAUAUUCUUCGUGGACACCUUUCUGGGCGGCGCUUUCCUCACGUACGGCACGGACGUGCUGAAGUUCAGCAACAUGAAUCAAGACGACCGUACCGACCCGAUGAUCGCGGUGUUCCCGCGCGUAACCAAGUGUACCUUCCACAAAUUUGGUGGCUCCGGUACAAUCCAGACGAUCGACGCGCUGUGCAUACUCGCGCUCAAUAUCCUCAACGAGAAGAUUUACAUCUUCCUGUGGUUCUGGUUCAUCAUACUGGCGGUCUUCUCCGGCCUGGCGGUGCUGUACAGCAUGGCCAUAGUGCUGAUGCCCAGCACGCGCGAAACGAUUCUCAAGAAGCGCUUCAAGUUUGGCACAUCAGCCACGGUCAGCACGCUCAUUCGAAAGACGCAGGUUGGCGACUUCCUGAUGCUCCAUCUGCUGGGUCAAAAUCUGAAUCUCCUGACGUUCAACGAGGUGCUGGACGAGCUGUGCCGCCGCAUACAGUUCGGCAGCGGCAGCGACGCGUCGCCGACGUCGGUGCCGUCGGCGCCCAGCACCCUCGAGAUGCACCCGAUAUACCCGGAGAUCGAGAAAUACGCCAAGGACACCGAGAUCUAAAGGACGAAUCGAGAGACGAAAUAUCGGCGACUGCUCUCCCUCGUCUGUCGUCCGCUCUUCCUUCCCUCCACUGCCCGCCCCGCCCCCCUCUUCUCCGCCUUUUUUACUUGUAAUGUGUAUUGUGAUAAAUAUCGAGGGCGGUUCUGCAAUGCCGUCGUCUCGGUGCCAAUAAAGAGACAGGUUCGUGCCGCGCGCCGUCGGUCGACCUGCGCCUUGUCGCGCGCGUUUGUAAUACGCGUACCGGACGUCUCCCCGAUAUCUCGUAUUCAACGCGGUCUUGUUUGUGAUGACACUCGUGAAAAAACGUGGAGCCGGCGUUAAAAAGUCUUUGACUUGUCUCUCCCGUCGACGAGAGUUGUGCUCGUUAUAAUAAAUGAAACGCGAGGCGGACGUUUAUGUCCAACGGGACUCCUCCGAUCAGAGAUUUCCGAGAGAAGCACCACCGUGUGCUGUCUUUGCGAGACGCCGAUAUUUAUUUUCUAAUUUGUAUACCUUUCACUCGACAAACACACUAUGCGAGUCAUCUCCUACUGCAGCUUCAUUCGAGAGUUUCAUUUUAUACUCGCUCGUGUAUAAAAUAAUACAAUAAAUUGAUACGUGAACGAGGCGAAUCCUCACCUCGUCAGUUUCUUCGUUCUGGGAACUUUUGUCGUUACGAGAUGUUCAUUUAACAUUAAACAACUCCUAACGUUCGAGCUUGAAUUGGAGAAAUGACAGUCUUCGUCACCUCUGUAUUCGUCCGACGGUUGUUACACGAUUUUCAUGUGCCGUAAAAACGAGAUUGGAACGCGCAAAAUCGUGCGAUGGCCUUUUGCCCUUUUUUGUUAUUUGCACUCCCCAACGAGAUUUCUAUUGUAUUGCUUAUUUUUUUUCCUACAAGUAUUCUCGCUUGAGCAGAAUUACAUAACGAUUGCAUUGUGUUUCGACAUUCGUCACUUAGACUUGCCCACCAGAAAGAAAGAGAAAAGCACUGACACGUUUUGUAUCGCACCGACCGACCGCAGCGGCACGAACCGACGUUAGAUUAUCAAAUAUAUAAAUGUAGACAACAACGCGCGAUGCUCGCGGAUCAUAUAAGACGUAUGCACGUGUUAAUUGCUUAGUCGCAAGUUUCGAAAUGUGAUAAGAGUCACAUUCCCGCUAUAUGUAGGAAUUCAUUUCGAUUUAAACUAAUUCUUAAUCAAUUUGUUGUUCCACGUGUCGACGCAUCAAUGUCGAUUUACUUCGCGAUAACAUGAGGAAGUUAACACGGCCACACGCGUGAGAUGCGCGAAUUGACAUAAGUGUUCCUUGCCUCCCAUUCACGUUGACGUCAACCGAACCGUCAACGUUCCCUUAUUACAUUAGCAGAGGAAAAAGCAGGUGGAUAUGCUGCACCGUUAAAUUUACAGCGUCACAAAAUUACACCCAAUUUGAAUUAUUUUUCAAUCAAUUAUUCUAAUUAUAGAAAUACAAGGUAAUUUCGCCACCGCCCCUCUCACUCAAUAUGUCGAUUAAUUUAACUUAAAACGAAUUGGAGUUAAACGAUUUAACUGAAGAAAUAUAUUAAAUUGAUUCAAAUUUAGUUUAUAUUUAUUACAUGCAUAAUUAAUGUGAAGCAAUUGAACCGUAAAAAAUGGAUCGAUUAGACAUGGCUGUUUUUUUUUUUUUUACCACAAUAAUGUUUUGCGUCACAAUAAUACACUUUGACGCAACACGUGGAAAUUGAGAGUAGCGAAAUGUUAUUUAACUCGAGGAAUUGGAUUGUGUAGCUGCUCCAUAUUUAACAGCGUGCGGCAAAUAUACUUUUGAUACUUGCUUUUGCGACGCGUAAUACAAAUACUCUGUAAAUCGCUUACAUUAGUUAGGAAAGACGCGGCAAUAUUUUACUGAUAAUAACCGUAAUAGAGGAACAUUCUUCAUUUUAUUAAUUGACGAUUUUGUCGAGUGACGUGAGAAAUGUGCAUUCGUGUCUUUGUACAUCGAGCUCGUUGCAAUCGCGCGGAAAGAAAUUCAGGAAAAAAGACAGACGGAAUAAUGCUGCUCAACACACAACGAAUUCUCCGAUCUUCCUUUAAAAUAAUUGUAUGUAUAUAAUAUUAAGUAUAUCCGAGGGUGUUUCGUGCAAAAAGGCGAAUUUUAUUUUUCAAGCUUAAUUCGUAUUUCGAGCGAACGCACGCGAGAUCCAUCGGAUCGCGGAAUAUACUGUGCACCAUCGCGUGAUUCUCAAACAACGAAGAUGCGUGAAAGAUAAUCGCGAAUUACUUUACCACCGUGAAAGGUCUAAAGUAAUUACACGUCCUACCUAUAGUGGUUUAAUAAAGAAUAAAAAUAGCGUGACCGAUAUUUCAAGCGAAAGGAACAAAAAAAGGAGUGGGAAACAAAUA
This is a messenger RNA of Wasmannia auropunctata (little fire ant), 3832 nucleotides long. It is a transcript of the gene Inx3, whose product is annotated as innexin inx3. Gene Ontology annotation, biological process: phototransduction. NCBI's taxonomy places the organism in Eukaryota, Metazoa, Arthropoda, Insecta, Hymenoptera, Formicidae. Gene Ontology annotation, cellular component: gap junction; plasma membrane. The coding region runs from base 279 to 1466 and encodes 395 amino acids. Gene Ontology annotation, molecular function: gap junction channel activity. The record is from RefSeq and is a predicted model, not a curated record. The transcript is spliced from 4 exons.